AUGCAGGAUAAUCGUCAAUUUAUUAUCAAUCUUGUGGCUGGCGGUCUUGGCGGUACUUUAGGCGCUGUAGCAACCAUGCCUUUGGAAGUAUUGAAAACACGCGGCCAAUCGUCGACAGCCAGUAUUCGUUCACUCCAUCUGCCAUCCAAUAUGGUGACCGCUACCGCGACAUUACCAACAUCGACUACUUUAGUUGGCUGGAUACGGUAUAUNUUAGCCACAGAAGGACCUACUGCUUUUUUUAAAGGUUUAAUACCUACGUUAGCUGGUGUUGCACCAACUCGUGCGUUAUAUUUAGCUUCCUAUGAUGCUUCCAAAAGUUUUUUCUCCAAUGACUUGCCUAAAGAUGCUUCCAUAACCCAUGGCUUAUCCGCUGCCACUGGCACUUUCUUGACAUGUACUAUCAUGAGUCCACUUUGGGUGGUCAAGACACGAAUGCAAUUGCAUAUCGAUACUAAAAAUCAAAUUUUACCCGUCAAAACUUGCUGCCAACAAAUUUAUCAAUCUGAUGGAUGGCGUGGCUUUUAUCGUGGCCUGACUGCUUCUUAUAUAGGCAUAUCAGAGAGUAUGGUUUAUUUUGUAAUCUAUGAAUGGCUAAAAAAGAUAAUUUCUCGAAAACGCGGUGAUCAAUCCAUUUCAGCAAGUACAUUUGGUAAUUACACCGUUGCCGCUGCAAUAAGCAAGGCUGUAGCAUCAAUUUCGACCUAUCCGUAUGAGGUUGUCCGAACCAGACUACGAGAAAAAGGUAGUCGUGGUAGAUAUAACACAUUCUAUCAAACUUUAACAAAAAUUGCUCGAGAAGAAGGUAGAAUUGGACUAUACGGUGGACUCUCACUGCAACUAAUUCGUUCAGUGCCAAAUACGGCUAUUAUAUUUGCGACUUAUGAAUAUGUCAAGUUCCACUUGGAGAAGAACCUUAAAAUAGUUGCUAAUUAA
Messenger RNA from Trichoplax adhaerens, 936 nucleotides. RefSeq lists its product as uncharacterized. NCBI's taxonomy places the organism in Eukaryota, Metazoa, Placozoa, Uniplacotomia, Trichoplacea, Trichoplacidae. The record is from RefSeq and is a predicted model, not a curated record. Bases 1 to 936 code for a protein of 311 amino acids. Gene Ontology annotation, cellular component: mitochondrion. Gene Ontology annotation, molecular function: pyrimidine nucleotide transmembrane transporter activity. Gene Ontology annotation, biological process: pyrimidine nucleotide import into mitochondrion. The transcript is spliced from 3 exons.